CGCGGAAGCAUUAAAAAAAGUACCUUUGUGCAUUGGAACGUUCCGGGAUAGAGCGAGCUGGUCGAUAAAUUCAGGAUGAGGAUGAUCAAACCCCCUGGGGGGACAUGGAGUGCUGUGACGCUUUUGAUAGUGUUGGGGGCCGCGUUUGCGGGAGGCCAGCUUCCAGCUAAUCCGUGUCUUCCGCGGUGCGUGACUUCAGAAGAGAGUAAUACGCUGUGGCCAACUGUGAAUGAAAAUGAGUUCUAUCAGUGUGAACUACGAAACGGUUUUUGGUAUAUCGAAGUGAGAAAAUGUCCCAUCGAAGAAAUAUUUUAUUAUGGACAUCAGACGUGCGUAGAUCGGUUUGUUCUUCGAGAAAACAUUGUUCAGUGUCGGGACCAAAGUAACGCUGCUUCUGCGGAGGAUUGUCCUGUGCCUAGCUGUGUAACCUUUCAAGAUAUUAACACGUUAUGGGCUGUUACGGAUCCGCAUUACUUCCUCCAAUGCAGACCGACUGCCACCGGUGGCUGGGUGCUUCAGCAGAUGCCAUGUGCUAACCCAACACGGUUCGACUAUUGGAGACAGACUUGUGUAGCUCCAGAAAACUGGAAAGCUUGCGACGGUCAAAUAGUAGGUCCUGGAGAACCGUCAACACCUGUUCCACCUCCAAUCACAACCUCAACUCCGGAAAUAACCACAACGACGGCUAUACCUACUACAACCACAGAGGCCACAACCACAACAACAGAGACACCAACUACAACGACGACUCCCGCGACAACGACAACAGAGACUGCAACCACAACAACAGCCCCAGUGACAACCACAACAGCGGCUCCAACUACAACCACAGAAACUCCUAUCACAACAACUACAACAAUGACUCCAACCACAACAACAGAACCACCAAUUACAACUACAACUGCUGUUACAACGACAACAGAGGCUGUAACCACAACAACAACACCUCUGACAACGACAACAGCGGCUCCAACCACAACCACAGAGACUCCAAUUACAACUACGACUGCUGUGACAACGACAACAGAGACUCCAACUACAACAACAUCUCCUGCGACUACCACCAUUGAUCCUGGCGAAGAAUACUGUAUUGUACCGCAAUGUAGGACUAAACAGGAAAUCGAUACGUACUGGCCCCACCCAGAUCCAGAAAAGUUCUACCAAUGCCGACCUAACAUUGCUGGAUGGACACCACAAGAAAUGCCCUGUGCUCCGAGCACUCUGUUUAGUUUCCGACACCAGGUUUGCGUAUGGCCGUUUCAAUGGGAGGAUCCGUGCAAAAUAGCUACGCCACAACCGACUACACCUGAUCCGACGACACCAGAGCCGACGACGCCAGAGCCGACGACACCGGAUGUAACGACACCGGACCAAACUACUCCUGACCCGACAACUCCCGAUCCUACUACACCAGAACAAACCACUCCUGAUCCAACAACGCCCGAUCCAACUACGCCGGAGAUAACAACACCAGGACCAACGACUCCCGAUCCAACUACACCAGAGAUAACAACACCAGGACCAACGACUCCCGAUCCAACAACUCCCGAUCCAACAACUCCCGAUCCAACUACACCAGAGAUAACAACACCAGGACCAACGACUCCCGAUCCAACAACUCCCGAUCCAACUACACCAGAGAUAACAACACCAGGGCCAACGACUCCUGAUCCAACCACUCCUGAUCUAACUACACCAGAGAUAACAACUCCAGGGCCAACGACUCCUGAUCCAACUACUCCAGAGCCGACAACACCGGACCUGACCACACCUGAUCCAACAACCCCUGAUCCAUCGACGCCGAUCAACGAAGUGGACUGCCUGGUCCCCAACUGUGUAUAUCUUCAGAACGACGUGAUACUCUGGCCCCACAGGGAACCACAAUCCUACUAUCGGUGUAUCUUCUUGCUGGAAACCAUCUGGAUACCCUUCCGCGAUAUCUGUCCGGCCGGUACCUACUUCGACUUCAAGACCCAAGGCUGCGUUGAUCCGGCUCUGUGGGAAGAUGUGUGUGGCAAUGUCCCGACGGACAUCACCACCACCCAAAUGACCUCGACGACCGUCGAAGAGGACGAUGGGGAGGACGGUGAACUGCCGCUGCCGGUGAUUUGCGGCUCGCCGCGUUGUAACACCGCUAACGAGCGUAGCAUACGUUGGCCCAGUACCGUUGCCAAUCAGUUCUAUGAGUGUGUCUGGGUGGAACGUCUGUUCCAGUUCGUGCCCUAUCCGAUACGUUGCCCGAAUUUCCUGCUGUUCGAUUUUGUGUCGCAGGACUGUGUGGAGCCGUCGCUAUGGACCGACAUCUGUCCCAUCUUCCCAACGCUGCCUCCCAGUUGUCCCGAAUGCUGUCCCACAUGUCCUCCGGUUACAGAGACUACACCCAACGCGCCGGAAACCACAACGGAUCUGGAAAUACCCGAUGAUAUGCCAGUGCCAAUCAUUUGUGGAGCGCCACGUUGCAACACGGCAAAGGAGCAGGUUUUUAAAUGGCCAGGGGAGAAUGCCAGAAAUUUUUAUGUUUGCGUACCCAUGGGUAAUGGUUGGAUACAGUCCACUAUGAUGGAAUGCGACGAAGGGACACUCUUCCAAACCAUGGUGCAGGAGUGCGUCCCAGCGGAUCAGCAUGAUCCGUCAUUUUGUCCUGUAUUUCCGCCGGUUCCAACCGUACCGACCGUCACCCCCCGAUUCGACGAUUGCCUGGAAAACUUCAAUGCUACGGAAACAUAUCCCGUUGUGUGUGACUUGCCCCGAUGUGUGAGUGCACUGGAUUUGGACAUUCGCUGGCCAGCCGCUAAUAAAGAGGCUUAUUACAUUUGUCAUCAAGUCGGAUCUUCCUUGUAUAUUCAUAGCUUGAUGCGGUGUGAUGAUGGCUUGCAAUUCGAUUUCUUCCGUCAAUGCUGCACUGAUGAGCGAUCCAGCAUAGAAGUUUGCCCCGUUUAUCCCGUUUUGCCGACUACAGCCCCAGAUCUCCCCAUUCUGGACUGCAUCGGAGAUUUCGAUCCAACCAACCUUCUUCCAGCGCGUUGUGACGUUCCGCGUUGCAUCAGCUCAAUCGAUGUAGGCGCAUACUGGCCUUCAUCCCAAGCGACAAAUUACUAUCAAUGCGUGUUGCAAGUCUUCGGCGUGUACCUUCCAGAGCGGAAGGAUUGCCCGCAGGGGACCGCGUUCGAUUUCUACCGGCAGUGCUGCACCACACAGCCAAUCGUACCAUCGAACCAAGUUUGUCCCAACUUUUCCCACAACGUGACGGCUCCCUCAGUCGAGGUAUACUGCGAUCAACCACACUGUGACACUCCCGAUCAUCGGAACUAUUUGUGGCCUUCAGAAAACUCGACCCAGUUCUACGGAUGCGCUACACAGUGGGACGGAACGAGCCGACCGCAGCAGUUCAGCUGCCCAGCCGGUCACCAGUUCCUUACAGCGCGUCAAGUUUGCGGUUUGGCGGAGGGCGAAGUGGAGUCCUGCACAACUGCAACGGUGCCUACCGGCCCAACCGGGACGCCAAUUUUGACACCACCGCCUGUGUGGUCUUAAGCUUCUCAGGGAACAGAGAUUAGGGUGGCCAAGUCUCAAAGUUGACGAAAUUUAUUUUUUAUAUUUAUUACCUUGUUAUCAGUGUAUGCUUAUUAAUGCGAAU
Molecule: messenger RNA, 3637 nt
Organism: Toxorhynchites rutilus septentrionalis
Lineage: Eukaryota; Metazoa; Arthropoda; Insecta; Diptera; Culicidae
Exons: 1
Coding region: 76-3534 (1152 amino acids)
Cellular component (GO): extracellular region
Molecular function (GO): chitin binding
Source: RefSeq, a predicted model, not a curated record